Paramormyrops kingsleyae is the source of this 1247-nucleotide messenger RNA. It is a transcript of the gene tsen34, whose product is annotated as TSEN34 tRNA splicing endonuclease subunit. The record is from RefSeq and is a predicted model, not a curated record. Gene Ontology annotation, molecular function: nucleic acid binding; tRNA-intron lyase activity. Gene Ontology annotation, cellular component: tRNA-intron endonuclease complex. Gene Ontology annotation, biological process: tRNA-type intron splice site recognition and cleavage; tRNA splicing, via endonucleolytic cleavage and ligation. NCBI's taxonomy places the organism in Eukaryota, Metazoa, Chordata, Actinopteri, Osteoglossiformes, Mormyridae.
CACGUGUUUCCUGCAUCCGCUUUAAGACUUUUGGUGGGAUUCGACUGCAAUAAACUUAUUGAGCUUUACCUUUCACAUUUAGUUAUCCCGCAUGUUAGUAAUACUGCCCUGUAACCGUACUUGGGCGCCUGAUGCUGUAGCGGAUUUUCGGCUAAAUUUGAUAUAUUUAAAUCAACUACUAUGAGUUGAUUGUAACUCGUUAGUUUAUGAAAGUGGAGAAUUGGUGUCCUGCUAACCUUUAAUACGUACCCGCAGCCCUCCGAUAGACAGCCAUGGCCGCCGCUGGGAGAGGAGAUGCGGGCGCCGAUCCCGCUUCGAAUCCAGGGACCGUUGCUGUCUGUUUCUGCGAGUCCACUCCUUUGCUGUGGCGGGCCGGGGAUGUGAGGACCGCACGGCAGACAGGCGUGGUGGGCACUCUGAUGGGCUCGUUAGCCCGGCAGCCUCGGCAAAACUGCCGACUGGGACGGCCGCUGGAACUUCUGCGGGAGGAAGCGCGGCUGCUGGCCGACGCGGGGCGAGCUGUGCUGCUUUCGUCAUCGCGCCCGAAGAGCACAGGUGCGGCCAACCCUGAGCUCGUAAAACAGCACCAGGAGCAGAUGGACCAGAGCUAUUCUGAACAAAGCCAACUGGCUCAACAGGACAAGAAGGCUGUGCUGUUGAGGGUUAUGGCGGAUAAGAAGCAAGGCAGUAAUCAGAGUGACCAGGCAUUACAGGAGCGCUUGCUGGCCCUCGACCAUGGCUUCACUUUCCCCCGUACCGCCAUGGCCGUUCAGCUGAACACCGCCCGGGCCGGUAUGAGCUAUGGCCCAGAGGAGCUGCGCUUCCUGGCUGCCGAUUCGCUGUCGCCUCGGGAUGAGCGACAGGAAGCCCGUUACCGUGUCUUCAGGGACCUGAGGCGGCGGGGCUUCUACCUCACCACCGGCGGGAAGUUUGGCGGGGAUUACCUGGUGUAUCCCGGUGACCCCCUACGCUUCCACGCGCACUUCAUCGCGAUAUGCCUUCCGAUGGACGAGGCCCUGUCGCUGUGUGACCUACUGGCCCUGUCCCGCUUGGGUGCCAACGUGAAGAAGACCGUCCUGCUGUGCUCCCCGGGGGCCGAGCCGGAGGAGGUGCUGUAUACUUCUCUGCAGUGGAGUGGGAUGGUGUAGACCCCCCCCCCCUGCAGCUGUGCUGUGACCCUUACCUCUCCAUAGGCCUUUACAAAGGCAGACAAGCUGAUUGUCAAUAAAAUAUUUAUUUAUGGCAAA